AUGGCCGAUCAAACUCAAGUUGACCACGAAGUUCAAUUAUUAAAAGAACAUAUCAAAAGACUUGGCACCAAAAAUGCCAAUAAUCAAUAUGUAGUUAAAUAUGGUGUUUUAUUUAAUGAUGAUACCGUUGGUAAUGUUUUCGAAGCUUUAAUGGGUACCUUAAAAUCAGCUAAAAGAAAGAAGAUUAUUACUUUUGAAGGUGAGCUCCUCUUACAACGUGUUCAUGACAAUGUCGAUAUCAUCCUCUUACAAGAAUAAAUUAACAGUAACAAUAUAAUAAAUAAUAAUAAUAAAUAAUAUUGUAAAAUAAUCAAUUAUAAAGCAUUCAAUAAAUUAUUACUUUUUAUGC
Messenger RNA from Dictyostelium purpureum, 349 nucleotides. RefSeq lists its product as uncharacterized. The record is from RefSeq and is a predicted model, not a curated record. The coding region runs from base 1 to 258 and encodes 85 amino acids. Gene Ontology annotation, biological process: regulation of actin filament-based process. Lineage: Eukaryota; Evosea; Eumycetozoa; Dictyosteliales; Dictyosteliaceae. The transcript has a single exon.